Messenger RNA from Laetiporus sulphureus 93-53, 2928 nucleotides. RefSeq names its product DNA mismatch repair protein. The coding region runs from base 1 to 2928 and encodes 975 amino acids. Gene Ontology annotation, molecular function: mismatched DNA binding; ATP-dependent DNA damage sensor activity; ATP binding. Gene Ontology annotation, cellular component: MutSalpha complex; nucleus. The record is from RefSeq and is a predicted model, not a curated record. The transcript is spliced from 24 exons. Lineage: Eukaryota; Fungi; Basidiomycota; Agaricomycetes; Polyporales; Laetiporaceae. Gene Ontology annotation, biological process: mismatch repair; mitotic recombination.
AUGGCGCUGAUGUAUGGCGGCAAGGAGAAGGAGAAGGAAGAUUAUGACAUUGAUACCGCGUCGCAUCCAGGAUUCAUCAGCUUUUUUGCCAAGCUGCCUCCCAAGUCCCCAGAAACCGGCACACUGCGACUUUUCGCCCGCGGCGACUAUUACUCUGCUCAUGGCCCCGACGCGUUAUAUGUCGCGACGCAUUUCUACCGCACCAACACGGUGAUCAAGUACCUGGGCUCCGGAGGGCGCGCAGGCCUCCCGAGUGUGACGAUGAACCCGGGCCAGGCGAAGAGUUUCUUGAGGGAGGCGCUGACUGCCCGCCAGCUCCGAGUGGAGAUAUGGGAACCGGAGGCGGGGCAGGGGAAGAAGGCGACGAGGUUUAAGCUGGACAAAGAGGCGUCUCCGGGCAAUUUGCAAGCUGUAGAAGAUCUCUUAUUUGGCCAUACGGAUAUCCUCUCCGCUCCUGUUGUCAUGGCCAUCAGGAUCGCGUCUACACCCGCCGCCAUUGCAGCUUCUUCCAAGGCAAAGACAAAGAGCGUAGGCGUCGCCUUUGCCGAUACGAGCACACGCGAGAUCGGCGUUGCCGACUUUGUUGAUAAUGACCUGUUCUCCAAUGUUGAGACUCUCAUCAUCCAACUUUCUGUCAAGGAGGCACUGAUACCGACGGGAACGGCAACUGGGACUACCGAGCGCGACUUCGAGCUGAAGAAGCUGAAGGAGGUCCUAGAUCGCUGUGGGGUUGUCAUUACCGAGCGUAAACCGAGUGAAUUCACCACAAAGAAUAUCAAGGACGACAUCGUCAGACUGCUGAAACCAAGUUCCAUACCCUCGUCUUCGAACGUCGAUGCUGCACAGGUAAUACCCGAGCUCUCGCUCCCUAUUGCUCCUGCCGCACUGUCCGCGUUGGUCUCCUACCUUUCACUGCUUUCAGAUCCAUCUAGUCAUGGCGCAUAUACUCUCCACAUGCACGACCUGUCCCAGUUUAUGAAGCUCGACGCUAGUGCCCUUCGUGCGCUCAACCUUACUGAGGGCUCGGGUAACAUUGGAUCUAAUAAGAACACUUCUCUCUUCGGUCUGUUGAACAAGGGCAAGACAGCUCAAGGUUCGCGCCUACUUGGCAGCUGGCUGAAGCAGCCGUUGGUCAACCUUCAUGAAAUCCAUAAGCGGCAGAACCUCGUGGAAAUCUUCGUUGACGAUUCAAAUGCACGGAGAACACUGCAGGAUGAGUAUCUCAAGAUGAUGCCUGACAUGCAUCGCAUAUGUAAACGGUUCCAGAAGGGCGUCGCGUCUUUGGAAGACGUCGUUCGGGUAUAUCAAGCCAUAUUGAAGCUUGAAGGCCUCAUCACUACUCUUGAAAGCCUCGAGAUUGUCCAUGACGAUAUUAAAGAGCUAUUGGAAGAGCUCUAUCUCGCGAAACUACGAGAAUAUGAUGCCAACCUUGCGAAGUUCGCCGAGAUGGUACAGCAUACGCUGGACCUCGAUGAGCUCGAGAACCACAAUUUCGUCAUCAAGCCGGACUACGACUCUCGUCUCCGAGUUCUUGCCGACAAGCUGAAAGAGAUCCGCGACGGCCUAGAUGAGGAGCAUCAAGACGUUGGCCAUGCGCUGGACCUCGACUUGGACAAGAAGUUGCACCUGGAGAACUCGCCAACAUAUGGAUACUGUUUCCGCCUGACAAAAAGCGAUUCUAAGAGAAUCGAGAACAAGGAGAACAAGUACCCACAGCUGGGUACAAACAAGAGCGGCACCUACUUUACCACUGGGACUUUGAAGGAGCUGGCGACGGAAUACCAAGAAACCACGGAGUUGUACUCGAAGACGCAGAAUGGCCUUGUCAAGGAGGUCGUCAAUAUUGCUUCAACCUACACGCCUGUUUUGGAAUCUUGGAACAAUGUCCUGGCUCAUCUCGACGUGAUCAUCAGCUUCGCUCAUGUCGCCGUGAAUGCACCAGAGGCGUAUGUCAAGCCCAAGAUGCUGGAAAAAGGCUCGGGCAGCCUGGUUCUCAGAGAAGCACGCCACCCAUGUCUUGAGGUCCAAGAUGACAUGAGCUUCAUUCCCAAUGACAUAGAGAUGAUUAAGAAUGACAGCGAAUUCCAGAUUAUCACUGGCCCUAACAUGGGCGGCAAGAGCACAUACAUUCGGCAGGCUGGAGUGAUCGCACUCAUGGCUCAAAUAGGCAGUUUUGUUCCGUGUUCAGAGGCCAGUAUACCGGUAUUCGACUCGAUCCUCUGUCGUGUGGGUGCUGGAGAUAGUCAGCUCAAAGGCAUAUCGACAUUCAUGGCCGAGAUGCUCGAGACGGCUACCAUUCUACGCUCUGCUUCGAAGGACUCGCUGAUUAUCAUCGACGAACUUGGACGAGGGACGUCGACGUAUGAUGGAUUUGGUCUGGCAUGGGCCAUCUCAGAACACAUCGCCUCCGAGAUUCACGCCUUCUGUCUCUUCGCGACUCACUUCCACGAGCUAACGGCCCUUGACCAAGAGAUUUCACACGUCAAGAAUCUGCACGUUGUCGCGCACGUCUCCAAGUCAGAAGAGGCUGACCGUGAUCGUGAUAUCACCUUAUUAUACAAAGUGGAACCUGGCGUGUGCGACCAAAGCUUCGGUAUCCAUGUUGCUGAACUGGCCAAUUUCCCGGAAAAUGUAGUCAAGCUGGCGAAACGCAAAGCUGACGAAUUGGAAGAUUUCAACCAAGAAGGUAACGACAGUGAGCCCCAGUUACCCGCAGAGGUGGUCGAGGAGGGAACGAAGAUUAUCGAAGAACUUUUGCGAACUUGGGCAUCAAUGCCUCCAGACCAUGAUGGUGAAGACGUCACAAUGGCCGAAGAGGAUGAGCCUUCUCCUGCAGCGCAACUAGAGCAACUCAAGAGAUGCGUCGAGCAAUUCCGGCCACAGAUCGAAGCGAAUGCUUGGGUUCAAAGUAUACUGGCUUCAUUGUGA